Messenger RNA from Meira miltonrushii, 2535 nucleotides. RefSeq lists its product as uncharacterized. Gene Ontology annotation, cellular component: nuclear pore outer ring. Gene Ontology annotation, biological process: positive regulation of DNA-templated transcription; mRNA export from nucleus; protein import into nucleus. NCBI's taxonomy places the organism in Eukaryota, Fungi, Basidiomycota, Exobasidiomycetes, Exobasidiales, Brachybasidiaceae. The coding region runs from base 65 to 2434 and encodes 789 amino acids. Gene Ontology annotation, molecular function: structural constituent of nuclear pore. The transcript has a single exon. The record is from RefSeq and is a predicted model, not a curated record.
GAACAACAACCACUUUAACAGCUAUCAUCAUCUGUUCCAAACCGCUCUACUCAUCUUUAAAGCAAUGACAGUGGGCACCGUUGGACCCGGUCCAAAGGCAAAUGCCCGCGGCUUAUUCGCAGGAGAUUGGGCAACCGAAGAUAAAAUCUCAAUGCUAACAGAAACUUCAGUCAUCUUUUCAUCUUGUCAAAAAAUCAUCGAACAAGAACAGGAACGACAACGUGCUUCUUCUUCCGGCAACCAAUUCAUCACUCCAGUUCAUAUCGUUCAGUAUAUCCAUCGAAUUUCAAAUCUUUAUCGUGAUAAGCUUCGUCAGUAUAUCGAUAAACUCGAGGCUUCAGAGGAUGAAAUGGAACGCGCAGAUCUAGAUUUUACCGUAUCCUUCUCGCUCAUUUUACACUUUGCCGAGACAAUCUAUAUUCCUGCAGAUGGUCGUGGUACAGGUGUGGUAGGAGAGGAAAUCUUACACUGGCUCAAUUCGUUCGACGUUCAACCCACAACAGAGGAAGCACAGGAAAUCGCUCAAAGCGCUACACCUUACGAACAUGAUAAUUAUUGGGACUGUAUCAGAAGAUUCGUUUCAAGAGGUAUGCUAGCUGCCGCUUCUUCGCUUUUGUCCUACCUUGCAAAAGGACACCCCUCGGCUAAGUUACGUCAAAUUUCAGCGGAAGUCUGCGACCAUCUGACAUCCAUGCCUCGAUCAACCCGCUUCACGCUUGAACAUGAUUUCCUUGCUUCUCACCGUCGCUGGGUCGGACGAGUACGAUCUUUAUUGAACAAAUUGGAGAUGGAAAUGAAUGAAUUAGAAGCUGAAUGGCAAAGAGAUGGUUUAGGAGGAAAAGACAUAGAUGAGAUUGAAGAUGUACGAUAUGGAUUCGAAGCGCAAUUCGGAUGUCUAUUAGGAUUGAUGAUCGGUCAAAAAGAGCGGGUAUACGAAGUUUGCAGGAAUUGGCGAGAAGUUCUAGGCGCCUGGGGCUUGUUGGUGCAACCAGGUAUGAAAAGAGACGAUAUACCCGAAAUCAUAAACAUUCUUUUAGAUGCAUUUCCAGUCAAAUCCAGUGGACCGCAUCAGCCCGAGGAGAACCUUUUGAUUUCUCUCGCAAAAGGAGACACUCUCGAUGCUUGCAAACAUGCGCAAAAGUACGAUCCCUGGCUGGCCGCACAUAUGACAGAUCUAUUAGAUCGUCUUGGCCUUUUGGAGGAAGAGAAUGAGAUGGAAGAGGAUGCAAGCGAUUUGCCUUUAAAAAAUGAUGAAAGAAGCAAAAAUGGAAAAGACACAUUACGCCAGCAAACGAUUGAGGAAUAUGCAGAAACCGUUUUGGACGAUCAGUGUCUUUGGCGAUUAGCUUUGUGCUAUCUUUCGCACUGCGGUCCAUCAGCUCGACUACGAAUGCGAAACAUCAUCCUCGAUGUUGCCUUGACAGACCCUGAAGUGCUAGCAAGCAAUACUGUGCGCUUGAAAAGGGCUGAAGAUAUCAUGUUGGAGGCGGCUGAAGAUGAAAUGGACGAAAUAGCCGACGAUCCAGACCAAGCAAGGCAGGAUCGAGUGGAAGCAAAAAGCAAAGACAAUGACUCAAAGCGCAUCUUGGAACAGUAUUCAACAGCUAUGGAAGUGAUCGAAACAUGCGUUGAAUUGAAUAUGCAACUUGAGGCUCGUGCAAUAUGCAAACAUUUGGCUGGAGAAAUGGUCAAGAAAGGUCGGAUGGGAGCUGGAUUGGCUUUUUGCGUGCGGGCACAAGAUAUACGUCAAAUCAAACGUAUCGCUGAUUCAAUCUUUGAAAUCUACAUCAUUCAAGGUUGCGAUGCAUUCUGUGCAAUGGUAGACUCAAUACCUUUAUCAUUGUUGAACAGAGCAUCACAGCAGAUGAAUGAGGAUAACAAUUCUCUCUCCGCUUCUACUGAGAUAGUGGACAAGAUUAUGCCAUCCCAACAUUCAUCUUUUCACACCAGUAGACUGCUCUUCUUGGCAAAGUACAGGGAUUUCCAUCGAUUGCACACUGAAAAUGAUCUUCGCUCGGCUGCAGCUUUGCUUGUGGAGUUAUUGACUAGCAAUCUAGUCCCUGAACCUUAUCGUGCCGUUUUGUUGGUGGAUUCUCUUCCUUUCUUGCAAUCAGACAAGCCGAUGCUCACUUCUAGAGAGUCAUUUGAGCUGUUGCGAUUAUUGGACGAGAUUCUGACAGCUUCAGCUACUCAUCCCUUGCAAGCAGAUUAUUAUCUCACGGCCCUGGAACGCAUCGUUUCACCUUCAGGGAAGCAUGCAUUCGAAAAGAAGAAACAACAAGAACAGAAAACUGCAAAUGGUUCCAGUAUUGAUGCCACAGGAGCUGAUGAACUUCCUUCUCACCCUGUAAAUGAUCCUGUAGCAGCUAUUCGACGACUGGACAUCUUACGACUUCUCUUAGCAAGGAAUUUAGCAAAGAAUGUCAUCGCAUGAAGCAUACGUCUUCGCUUUUGUAUGAUUUUUGUAGAAUCUAAUGAAAUGUAUAUUAAACAAUAUGUGAGAUUUCGGUUCAUUCCUGCUCCUUAGAUCUCGAA